Microplitis mediator is the source of this 2090-nucleotide messenger RNA. RefSeq lists its product as uncharacterized. The transcript is spliced from 2 exons. NCBI's taxonomy places the organism in Eukaryota, Metazoa, Arthropoda, Insecta, Hymenoptera, Braconidae. The coding region runs from base 119 to 1873 and encodes 584 amino acids. The record is from RefSeq and is a predicted model, not a curated record.
UGUAGGUAGUACAAGAACUGAAAAAUAAUUUUUGGUUGCCAGUAUACCUGUAGUCGUUGCACUGAUCAGUCGAUAGUUUUGUGAUAAAUUAUUUCUCAAGUGAAUUAAAUUAUUAACCAUGGGACGUGAUUCUAGAAAGGUUUCAAGAGAACUUCGGAGUUCUGAAAAAAUUAAUAAGUCGCGUUCAGUCAAAAGAAAGAAUGUUUUUAAUCCGAAAACAGCCGAACGUGAUGAAAGUAUUCAGAGUACAUCUUCUAAAAAAUUAAAACAAAACACUGAAGAUGAUGUACCUGAAGACAGCAGUACUGAAUUUCGAAUAAUAAAUUUUAUUCAGGUAUUCACUGCAAUUUCUGCUCUUAUAAAAUGUAAAAAAUGUGAUGGAAAUGUAGUGUUUCAAACAGCAAGUACACGUGGGCUGGGAUUCAAAAUUGUAGUUGCAUGUAAUAACUGUGGAAAUGAAUAUAUUCCUUCCUGUUCUUUCGUUGGGCAUUCUUAUGAAAUAAACAGACGUUUCAUUUUUGUAAUGAGAAUACUAGGAAUAGGAUACGAAGGAUUGUGCAAGUUUUGCGGCCUGAUGGACAUGCCGUCUUUUUUAGAUAAAUCUACGCAUACAAUUUUACUGAAACAGAUUUUGAAUUGUAGUAAAGCCGUCGCAGAAACCUUCAUGACGAAAGCUGUGAAUGAAGAAAAGCAAGCAAUGCCAACAACUGAAAAUGAAGAUAUAAAUCAUCUAACUGUAUCGGGAGAUGGAACCUGGCAAAAACGGGGAUAUACAUCGUCAUUUGGAGUUUCUUCUAUAAUUGGCUAUUUUACUGGAAAGAUUCUUGACAUAAACAUUAAAAGUGCAUAUUGUAAGCUAUGUGAGUAUUGGAAAAAAAAAACAAAUACUGUUGAGUUCGAGGAAUGGUAUCAAUCGCAUGAAGAUGUGUGUUCUGCUAAUCAUCAAGGGUCUUCUGGGAAAAUGGAGGUGGAUGCGAUGGUCGAAAUGUUUUCGUAUUCUGAAACUAAAUAUGGAGUUAAGUAUGCCAACUAUAUUGGUGAUGGUGACUCCAAGACCUAUUCAGGAAUUAUAAAAUCAGAUCCUUACGAAAAUACAACUGUAAAUAAAAAGGAAUGUAUAGGGCAUGUCCAAAAGCGGAUGGGGAGUCGAUUACGUACGCUGAAGAGUAAACAAAAAGGUCUUGGUGGUCGAGGUAAGCUCACAGGAAAAUUAAUAGACAAACUAACUGUGUACUAUGGUUUAGCAAUACGCCGGCAUUGUGAUUCUAUUGAAAAUAUGAAAUCUGCUAUAAUGGCAACCUUUUAUCACUACGGCUCGAGUGAUGAAAAACCGAAUCAUGAUAUGUGUCCAAAAGGCGAAGAAUCUUGGUGCUCUUACCAGCGCGCUGAAGCAAGAGGAGAGCUUGAUACCUUUUCUCACGAUUAUUCUCCUUUACCUUCUGAUGUUUUAAAAGCUAUCAAGCCUAUAUACGAAGAUCUUAGUAAUGAAAAUUUACUUUCAAGAUGUGUAGGUGGAUUCAAUCAGAAUAAUAAUGAAAGCUUUAACCAACUAGUAUGGAAAAUAUGCCCAAAAACGGUAAAUACUAGUUUUACCAUCGUACAAAUAGCUGCAUACGUUGCUAUGUGUAUAUUUAAUGAGGGUAUAAAUUCAUUAUUAGUCUUGAUGAAUACACUAGGACUUAAUUGUGGGCCUAAUUCUCAUCGGUAUGCAGAAAGAAUGGAUGCUGCACGUAUCAAAGUAGCAGAUAAGCGCGCUAAUGAUAACACCCGAGAAGGUCGAUUGCAACGUAGGCACCAGCAAAUCGAUAUUUUGGAAGCUGCUAUGUCGGCUGAAGAGCUAUUAUAUGGUCCAGGAAUAGAUGACUCAGUAUGAAUCUCCAAGGACUUAUGAUGAUCACCGCAAAGGACUUCGGGAGGAACGGGCUCUACAAAAACAGCGAUAACUUUUUGAAUUAUUAAUUUUUUUUUUUGAAAUUUUCGUGAAGUCAAAUCGAAACGUGUUCUAAUAAAGCUAUGUUUUUAUUUUUGUCAAAUAAAGUAAUUAACUACAAAAAAAAAAUUAUUGAAAAUCAUCAUUUUUUCAUACCCCU